UCUAAACAUGACUGACUUUUAUGCAGCACAAGGUCUUCGAUUUUUGGCUUUUAUUCGAGAUCAGCAUGUAUUCGAGGUUGGCUUUUAUGUGCGACAAUACAGUAAUUAUAUCAGAUAUCAGUAUCGGCUAUUGGUAUUGGCUUUUUUGCUUGGGUAUCGGUUGUCGGUUAUCGGCAUAUCGGCCAAAUAUCCUUAUUGGUGCAACUCUAUGUAAUGUUCAGUGGUUGGUAUUGUUGGGUUUCUGUAAUUUAUGCAUCUUACUGACAGGUGUGGCUUUAAUUUACUGAUAGUAUUUGUAUCAAUUUAAUUUUGCUUUAUAUGUAAGUUUUACUACCGGGGUGACCCAGCAUUGCUUAGGGAAUACUAGACAGGUGUGGUGCACCACACCUUGACACACGAAACUUGUUAGUCUGAUCUGUUUCACUCGAGAAGAAAGCAGAAUACGCUGCAACUUUACACACUUAGUGAUUCUCAGAUGUCACAAUGCAGAUAUGACGUCGCUCAAAACCAGACGAAUGUUGGCAGACGCUUCCACUAGAAUCAUAUGGCUUGUUGGAUGUCAGAUGUCAACUCACAGGUUUAUCAUGCUAAAUUUUAUGGUGCUAAUCUAGCAAUAAGAGCAUCCUCACUAUUAGGGUCAGUUCUUGUACCUUGAAAGGGGCCCCUUGAAAGCGUUUACUUGUAAAACCAAAAUACCCCCUUUUCAUUGGAGUGUGAAAUGCAGUCUUCUUUCUUGGUUUCAUGGUGAUUGACCGAACAGUCUUGGUGUGAUUGAUGUUACAAGCAGACAGGCAGACAGACAGACAGACAGACAAAUCUGGUAUGGCAAUUUUGUAGCUGUCAGUGAAGAUUUUAUGCAACCUAUUAGUAGAAUUGCAUGGUUAUAGACAAACUAUUAAAUUUUGGAGUGUUGCUGGUACACAUGCUUGCUAGAAUUAUUACAUGGGUUUCUUAUAUUUUAACGGAGAUUUCUUAAUUAUCCAUUUAACAUGAAUUUGACAGUGUUUGCUCGUUGUUUUGCUGUUAGGGAAGUCUUGCUAGAUGGUCACCAUUUCAGUGUCGGAGACUGUUCACUAGUUUCACCUCAGAGAGUUGGAGAUGAACCUUUUGUUUGUCAAAUUCUGGCUUUGUAUGAAGACAUGAAUCAAGAGCAGUUUGCUAAAAUUCAUUGGUUCUAUCGUCCUAAAGAAGUUCUUUAUACUUUACAGCAAUUCAAGAGGAAGUCAAGUGUUUCUUUAAGUAUAGAUGAGAAAGUCACGAGUGAGAGACAUAUAUAUGCCGGCCACGAAGACACAAUUAGACUUCAAACACUAAGAGGGACGUGUUGUGUGAAAGCUAGAGGUUCUUCUAUGCCUUCAAUAGAAGAAUAUGAUGAAGAUCACUGUCUUUUUGUGAGUCAAUUUUUUGAUGAUAGAACUGGCAAAUUUCUUCCUUUAUGUGUGAUGGUGUGUGACAAUGCUGGGUCUACUAGAGUGAGUGAGACUCAAGAAGUGGAGCUGACUGGACAUUUUCGUUUGUGUGAAGCAAGAAGUGAGGAGAAUAGUGUAACACCACUAGUUUCUAGUCGGUCUGUAGCCAAAUACAAAUUGAGACCGUCUAUUAAGAAAAGGCCAGCAAAAGGUAAUGUCAAUAACCACAUCAGGAAGGCAAAUCAUGUUAAAAGGAAGAGACACACUCAGAAGAGGUAUAGACCGGCGUUAGAUGCUGAAUCAGAAGGUAACAGUGAGGAUGAAGAAUAUGUUGUAUUAGACACUGGAUCAUCAGAAGAAAACAUUGAGGAUGAAGACUAUGUUGCAAAAGAAAGAAAAUACAGAUGUAUUUCUGGAAGGACAGUGCUGCGUGCUCAGAAAAGAAAUUUCUGCAAACUCGCAUCAUCUCACUGUAAGAGCAUUAAUGCAUCGUCAUCUAGUUUUCCACUUCGACCUCUUCCAUGUUCAAAGUUGAGCAAUGUCUUUCAAGAAGCCCGUUCUAAGCUGCAGUUGUCUGCUCUUCCUGAUCAUCUUCCUUGUCGAGAAGAUGAAUUUAUGGAUAUCUAUUUGUUUGUAAAAGGCAGAAUUGAGGAUGGCUGUGGCGGCUGCCUCUAUAUCUCUGGUGUGCCUGGAUCAGGAAAGACUGCCACUGUGCAUGAAGUGAUUACUGCUCUGCAGAGUGAUGUUGAUUGCAACAGGUUGAGACAAUUUCAGUAUGUGGAGGUGAAUGGCAUGAGGGUGACUGACGCGUCCCAAGUCUAUCCUGAUAUAUUGAAGCAAAUGACGGGUGAAAGAGCAGUUGUCCACCAUGCUCAAGAACUUCUUGCUAAGAUGUUCAAGCAGCCAUCACCACAACGACAUCCUCUGGUUCUAGUGGUUGAUGAGCUUGAUUUGUUGUGGACUAAGAAGCAAGAUGUGAUGUAUAACCUGUUUAACUGGCCAAAUCAAAGACACUCCUAUCUUGUUCUUUUGGCUAUUGCCAACACGAUGGACCUUCCUGAGAAAGUUAUGACAAAUCGAGUGCAGAGCAGAUUGGGAGUGACUCGUCUCACAUUUCAACCAUACACUUACAAACAACUUCAAGAUAUUAUUACUUAUCGACUGAAAGACAUUAGAGCGUUUGAUCCAGACGCAGUUCAGUUGGUUGCGAGGAAAGUUGCUGCUAUGUCUGGGGAUGCUCGGCGUGCUCUUGAUAUUUGUCGUAGAGCUGCUGAAAAUGCUCUUGCUCAUGAUUCAGAUUUUCAAAAGCUUAUUGGUAUGCGUGAAGUUGAUGACACAUUACAGCAAAUAUUUCUAUCUCCCAAAGUUGUAGCAAUACGUAAUGCAGUUCAGCAGGAGAAGCUCUUUCUUCAGUGUCUACUGUCAGUCUUCACCAAAUCAGGGUGUGAAGAAGCGACUCUAGUAAGCAUAUGGAGACAGCAUUCAACUCUGUGUCGGCUGAAAGGGAUUGCUGUUCCAACCAUCAGUCAAUUGUCUCAUGUUUGUGACAACUUGGGUAGCAGUCACCUCUUGCUCGUGGAACCAAGCAGACUGGGUGUGCAUCGUCGUAUUCAACUGAAUGUGAACCCUGAUGAUAUUAUAUUUGGUCUCCAAAGCAGUGCAGUGUACACACCAUGUGACCAUUCUUGUGUAUGA
Corticium candelabrum is the source of this 3104-nucleotide messenger RNA. Its product is annotated as origin recognition complex subunit 1-like. Gene Ontology annotation, molecular function: chromatin binding; ATP binding; DNA replication origin binding. Gene Ontology annotation, biological process: DNA replication initiation; mitotic DNA replication checkpoint signaling. The transcript has 8 exons. Gene Ontology annotation, cellular component: nuclear origin of replication recognition complex. Bases 990 to 3104 code for a protein of 704 amino acids. The record is from RefSeq and is a predicted model, not a curated record. Lineage: Eukaryota; Metazoa; Porifera; Homoscleromorpha; Homosclerophorida; Plakinidae.